GAAAAAGGGAAAAUAAGUAAGUAGAGGUCAGAAGUGGAGAACAGUCUGUCGCUUGUUCGCCUCCAUGAAGUAGUUUACACUGAAGUAGUUUACAGACUUUAAAUUCAACUUUGUUACAGGCACCGAUGUGAUUCAGAAUAAUUCUCCAAAAUAUUGAGACCAAACCGUGAACAGGCACACCUGCUUUCUUCAGACAAAAAUGGACAAGCAGCAGCUGUGAUGUUAGCCAGGAUGGCUCUGAGCGCAGUGACUAGAGGAGUCACUGCACAUCGCCUUUGUAAGAACGUCACGUUUUACGUGAAUGAAUUAACGUCUCCAGGCGCAGGAAGUCAGUCCUCCGAGGAAACCAAACCUCUCCUGUUGAUGCUGCCGUGGUUAGGAUCUCGUCCCCAAGCUGUAGCCAAGUAUUGUGAAAUCUACUUUCGCACUGGCUUUGACAUCCUUGUAGUGGAGAGUGAG
Molecule: messenger RNA, 459 nt
Organism: Austrofundulus limnaeus
Lineage: Eukaryota; Metazoa; Chordata; Actinopteri; Cyprinodontiformes; Rivulidae
Molecular function (GO): serine hydrolase activity
Source: RefSeq, a predicted model, not a curated record